Molecule: messenger RNA, 2197 nt
Organism: Octodon degus (degu)
Lineage: Eukaryota; Metazoa; Chordata; Mammalia; Rodentia; Octodontidae
Gene: Nr1h4
Product: nuclear receptor subfamily 1 group H member 4
Exons: 10
Coding region: 297-1841 (514 amino acids)
Biological process (GO): negative regulation of inflammatory response; positive regulation of transcription by RNA polymerase II; bile acid signaling pathway
Molecular function (GO): bile acid binding; nuclear receptor activity; RNA polymerase II cis-regulatory region sequence-specific DNA binding
Source: RefSeq, a predicted model, not a curated record
UUCCGUGUGGGCUGUUUCCCAUUCUAUUUCUCUGCCGUGUGUCCUGGAGUCCUGGGGCCAUGUUCCUGCCACCAGAAUCAUGAGAAAUUACCCAGCCUCAGGAAUUUGUUUUGGCAAACACAAAACAGACCAGUGCCAGGCACUUGUGUGGCCAAGCAUGAAGAAGUCCCUUUUUUUCAGAGCCUCUUCAGGAAUUGUGAACCUGAAUCUGGUUCAAGCAGGCUCUGCCGUCUGGCCACAGAGAGCUCAGUCCUUAGCCUUUCAGGAGCACCACCCUGGUGGGUCUCCAGCCACGGAUGAGGACCGCAUGCGGCAGAACUAGGAGACCUGGACUUUCCUUAGGGCGUGUAAGUGGGUUGGUAUUUGAACACCACCUUAACAGAAGCGCAUUCUCCAAUUGCAAAGUUCUUAUGGGAUCAAGAAUGAAUCUCAUGGAACACUCCCAUUUACCAGCCAUGGAUGAAUUCUCCCUUUUUGAAAAUUUAUUUGGGGUGCUCUCGGAACAAGCAGCGGGUCCUCUGGGACAGAACCUGGACGUGGAACCCUACUCGCAGUACAGCAACGUCCAGUUUCCCCAGGUGCAGCCGCAGAUUGCCUCGUCUGCCUACUAUUCCAACCUGGGCUUCUACCCGCAGCAGCCGGAGGAGUGGAACUCUCCCGGGAUCUACGAGCUCCGGCGGAUCCCCCCUGAGACUGCCUACCAGGCAGAGGCCGAGGUGGCCGAGACGCCCAUGACGAAGAAGCCCCGAAUGGGCGCCUCCGCGGGGAGAGUGAAGGGGGACGAGCUGUGCGUGGUUUGUGGGGACAGAGCGUCCGGCUACCACUACAACGCCCUGACCUGCGAAGGCUGCAAAGGUUUCUUCAGGAGGAGCAUUACCAAAAAUGCCAUGUACAAGUGUAAAAAUGGUGGCAACUGCGUGAUGGACAUGUACAUGAGAAGAAAGUGCCAGGAGUGUCGCCUCAGGAAGUGCAAAGAGAUGGGGAUGUUGGCUGAAUGUAUGUAUACAGGCUUGUUAACUGAAAUUCAAUGUAAAUCUAAGCGGCUGAGGAAAAACGUGAAGCAGCACGCAGAUCAGACAAUUCAUGAGGACAGCGAAGGACGUGACUUGCGACAAGUGACCUCCACAACUAAGUUGUGCAGGGAGAAAACUGAACUCACCUCAGAUCAACAGAAUCUUCUACAUUAUAUUAUGGAUUCAUACAACAAACAGAGGAUGCCUCAGGAAAUAACAAAUAAAUUUUUAAAAGAAGAAUUCAGUGCUGAAGAAAAUUUCCUCGUUUUAACAGAAAUGGCUACCAGUCAUGUACAGGUUCUCGUAGAAUUCACAAAAAAGCUGCCAGGAUUUCAGACUUUGGACCAUGAAGAUCAGAUUGCUUUGCUGAAAGGAUCUGCUGUAGAAGCUAUGUUCCUCCGUUCAGCUGAGAUUUUCAGUAAGAAACUUCCAGCGGGGCAUGUCGACCUGCUGGAAGAGAGAAUUCGAAAGAGUGGUAUCUCUGAUGAAUACAUCACACCCAUGUUUAGUUUUUAUAAAAGUGUCGGAGAAUUGAAAAUGACCCAAGAAGAGUACGCCCUGCUCACAGCCAUUGUCAUCCUCUCGCCAGACAGACAAUACAUAAAGGACCGAGAGGCGGUGGAGAAGCUUCAGGAACCGCUGCUGGACGUGCUCCAGAAGUUGUGCAAGAUCCACCAGCCGGAGAACCCUCAGCAUUUCGCCUGUCUGCUGGGGCGCCUCACGGAGCUGCGGACCUUCAACCACCACCACGCCGAGAUGCUGAUGUCGUGGCGAGUGAGCGACCACAAGUUCACCCCGCUCCUGUGUGAGAUCUGGGACGUACAGUGAGGGGCCGCGGAGGAGGCCGAGCUCCGUGGGCCCCUCGUAAUAUGAACUUGAUGCGAGACUUUGCUUUUUCAUUUGUACCUGGUGUCGCUCAAGAAUGCUGAUGAAAUUGAUGUAGCAAUUAUAAAACUUCUACAAUUGUAAAUACGGGAGUAGACAGAAUUACUUUCUCUACAUUUUGUUUUCCAAGGCUCCAGGGAAUCCUACAUGCGAAGUGGCAGGCCCUGUCUGUCUGACGAAGUUGAUUGUUGCUUCAAUUCUAGCAGUCAGACCUGGGGAAAAUCUCAUUAUGCUCUUCAUUUUGCCGCACUGCGUAUAUUUUAUUAAAAGAGUUGUGUUCAGUUUUGGUGAUACACUGA